AUGAAUUCUGUCUUUGGUUCAAACAUCACAAUAAAUCCUCCUGCUCUCACUGUCAGACAAAACGCAGAGGGGAAAUACAUAUCUCCAUUUCAUGACAUUCCCAUCUACGCAGACGAGGCCGGGAACAUCUUCCAUGCUGUCGUCGAGGUUCCUAGAUGGACAAAUGCAAAGAUGGAGAUCGCGACUAAAGAGCCUCUCAGUCCACUGAAGCAGGACGUGAAGAAAGGGAAUCUGCGUUACAUCAGCAAUGUCUUUCCUCAUACGGGCUACAUCUGGAACUAUGGAGCCAUUCCUCAGCAAUCAUGCUUGCCUUUAGAGCUCCAGGAGUUUCAGCGUUCUGUAAGCGUGUUCUUCACGUGUUUGCAUCAGGUCUGCUCUCGAGGAGAAGUCCUCCGUGUGAAGGUGUUGGGGACUCCGGCUCUGAUCGACGAAGGAGAAACCGACUGGAACGUGAUCGUGAUAAACGUGGAGGACCCCGAGGCUGAAGACUUCAACGAUAUCGAGGACGUCUGCAGACUGAAGCCCGGAUUCCUGCAGGCCACACUCGACUGGUUCCGGAUGUAUAAAGUGCCAGACGGGAAGCCAGAAAACCAGUUUGCCUUCAAUGGUGAAUUUAAGAACAGGGUAAAUAGAGCCGCCGCUUAAAUGAAAGCCAGGAGACGAGAUUUGAGUAAUGACUUCUGCCUGACGGCUAGUAAUGAAGAUGUCUCGAAGGCAAGAGGAUCCAAGCAUGUCAUUUUCAAAAUUGCUUUCUCAAGAGAUGAUCGUGUCACUGAUUAAAUUACUAGACAUUCUCACAGAUCUGAGAUCAGCGGUGCGCCUCGCUCCUCCAAACUUUUCAAAACUACGAGCUGCUAAACAUUCAGAAGCUCGUCUC
Molecule: messenger RNA, 877 nt
Organism: Sinocyclocheilus anshuiensis
Lineage: Eukaryota; Metazoa; Chordata; Actinopteri; Cypriniformes; Cyprinidae
Product: inorganic pyrophosphatase-like
Exons: 6
Coding region: 1-645 (214 amino acids)
Biological process (GO): phosphate-containing compound metabolic process
Cellular component (GO): cytoplasm
Molecular function (GO): inorganic diphosphate phosphatase activity; magnesium ion binding
Source: RefSeq, a predicted model, not a curated record